This is a messenger RNA of Annulohypoxylon maeteangense, 524 nucleotides long. RefSeq lists its product as uncharacterized. Bases 117 to 380 code for a protein of 87 amino acids. The record is from RefSeq and is a predicted model, not a curated record. The transcript has a single exon. Lineage: Eukaryota; Fungi; Ascomycota; Sordariomycetes; Xylariales; Hypoxylaceae.
AUUUUUACUCACGAAUCCAAAAAGCUCUGGUAAAAUAAACCAGUAAUUCUGGGAUCGAGACACAUACGAACGGGAACACUCGACAUUCAAUCAAAUCCGUACGAUUUCUAACAUUGAUGCAAUACCAUGCCUAUGUACGUACACACACUCUUGCAUUUACUCUUGCUUUUGGUAUUUCCCCCUCCAAUCCAGCCACUCCAAAAACGCCCAACCGUAUAUGUGGAAGGAUGGGAUAUGCCAGAACAGAACAAGCCACCACCCCCUCCCUAAUUUCCCUCAACCAACAGACGGAUACCCCAAAUCCGAAGCCAGAUGGCGUGUAUGACAAGACCCUAAACAGUGAAAAAAUACGGGAGGUUGGGUGGUUGGUAGGUAGGUAAUAGUACAUCGACAGGUCUGUUGUUUAAAAAGCAAAAGUGCAAGAAGAAAAAGGUUAUCGGCCUUCAAUGCCAUCCGCCUGCCCCUCCCAAAUAUGCAAGAGCCCCUCCAUUUCGAUCCCCCAAAUGCGUGUGUGAUGAUGAUGA